AUGAAUAAUGCUUACUCUCAGUGGAAUAAUAUAUGUACUGUUCCGCAGGGUGGCGUUCUUUCACCUCUUCUUUUUUCUAUCUUUAUUAACACCCUGACUGCACAUCUAUCCGCUAAUUAUCACCUUUACGCUGAUGACCUCCAAAUCUACGUUCAGUCUACACUGGAUGAGCUUCCUCUUGCAAUACAGGCGAUGAAUGAUGAUCUUGAAAACAUAGCCAACUGGAGUAAAGACUUUGGUCUUCAAAUUAAUCCUGCCAAGAGUCAAGUUAUCAUCAUCGGAAGCCCUCUCUUUAUUUCAAGAGUCAAAUGGGCUCAGCUCCCUGGUGUUUACCUUGACGGUGUGGCCUUGGCCCUCAAUAAGACUGUUAAAAAUCUUGGGGUCUUCUUCGACCAAACGUUUUCCUGGGGUCAUCACGUAAAGGAGAUCAGCCGUAAACUUUACGCCGCUUCUUCUACUCUGAGACGUCUUUCUAAUUUCCUUCCUAUCCGCACUAAAACUAUGUUAGCGCAGUCUCUUCUGCUUCCUAUUCUCGAUUAUGCGGACUCAUGCUCCUCUGAUUUGAACGAAGAGCUACUUGACAAGAUCGAACGCCUGCAGAAUUUCUGCAUACGUUUCAUAUUUGGUCUUAGAAAAUAUGACCAUGUGUCUUAA
Pieris macdunnoughi is the source of this 654-nucleotide messenger RNA. Lineage: Eukaryota; Metazoa; Arthropoda; Insecta; Lepidoptera; Pieridae. The record is from the annotation of a GenBank genome assembly.